This is a messenger RNA of Physcomitrium patens, 3197 nucleotides long. RefSeq lists its product as uncharacterized. Lineage: Eukaryota; Viridiplantae; Streptophyta; Bryopsida; Funariales; Funariaceae. Gene Ontology annotation, molecular function: microtubule binding. The record is from RefSeq and is a predicted model, not a curated record.
CGCUUCUGCAAGUCUUCGAUACCGUUGUAACAAAUCCUAAGAAAUGCUCUCGCCACCAACUUUAGUAUGGAAGAGCAAUUGCUUUCUACAGCACAACGCACGCUUAAUAAAGAUUUCGACGACAGUUGCAGCACAGUCGCGAACGAAUGCAAUCGCGGGACUCCUGGAGCAGGCCUUUUUUCGUUAGCUGCGAGAAGGAGGAGACGACGAUGAGUUGUUGCUGGUUGUUGUUUUCCUCCCUCCCAUGCAAUCUCGAUGGCAGUGAGGGAAUAUUUAUUUGUCUGACAAAUUUCUGCUUUCGUCAGGGCACAUCGCCAACGCCCCAUACUGAACGAGAGAAAACGGUCUUGUGCAUGAUGUGUCCGAGUUUAGGUCGCCAGCUACCGCGAUCUUGAGCUGGGUCAAGCUGUAUGGUGGCGACGGUUGUAGUUUUUUCGGGGCGAGGGACUGAGUUGAGGGAGGCGGACAUAUCCGAAGUGAGCAGAGACAGCGGGUUUCCUCGGGUUUCGUUUCGAUUCAUGUGUCGGUCGUGGGUGGGAAUUUGAAACUGGAUGGGAAUUUGAAACUGGGUGGCAGGUUACCGUUGCUUGGUGUUUCUUCCUCACACUUCUUUAGUAUUUUCCCUGCUUUUGGUGUGUAUGGUCAUAGAGACGAGGGGUGCUGGGUGAUCAGGGUGUAGUGAUGAUAUCGAGGAGAAGAAGACGGCGGCACACUGUCAAGCACUAAACAUGAUGGAUUGUUGAGGGUCUGACACUUCGAAGUAGUGAAUGCAAUGGAAAGGAUUAAGGACUUGUGUCCAUACAGUUCGAUUGGAUAAGCAAAAGUGUGACGAACUGAUUGGGACGGGAGCGACGCCGAUUAGGUGGUUAGAUUAAGAGAGGCCCGUAUCGCGAAGUGCGCUUGAAUAGAGAGCGAACUCAGAAAUUCUUUAAGAUGGAAGAAGUGAACUUGGACCUUCUCAACAUCGAGCAGGAGGAUGACAACUUGCUUGGAGCUAGCCCUUUUGUGCCCAGUUCUAAUGAGUGUCUUCUAUCGCCGCCAAUGAUAUCUGCUGCAUGUAGGAAAGUAUCAACAGACGAUUUGGAGAACCAUUACGGGAAAGAAUUUGUAGGUGGUGCUUCAGCUGCCAGGGAGGCAGAUGUGGGCGUCAAAACGGUGCCACUACCUUUCAAAUUACCCUCUACUCCAACUUCUGUGCUAUCUGAUUUAAAUAUCAAUGAGAUGAACAAGCGCAGGGUUAAGACGGAGGAGCUACGGUCUCGAAAGGGCUGUGGUGCGAAAGAGUCUAUGCAUCUCAAUGGAAUUGCUGAGAGUUGCCCCGUGGAACAUCCUAAGCCCUUCACGAGUCAACUCAAAAGGAGCUACUGCGAUAUUGAGAACGAGCAAUCAGCUGCGACUCCGGAAAAGGGAUCCGAGGAGGCAAUUCGCUCUCGAAAAAAUAGGAAUAGACGCUCUGUUACGCUGCGGAAAUCUUUAGCUUGGGACCAGGCAUUCUUUACAGAUGAAGGUGUGCUGGACAAUGAUGAACUAUUUGCCGUUGCAUCCGACACCCGAGAAGCACUGACGAUACCCGAGUUGGCUACUAUUGGCAAUGAGGAACAAAAUUUAAUCGCACCAUUUGAAUUAAGCACCACGCCAGUCAAUGAUCGAAGUCAACUAGAAGUGAGAUCUCAAGUCCUACCGGAAAAUUUGAGCAUAAAUUUUAGACUUGUGGUGUGUUCAAUACCCGAGCAAGACAUCGUGGAUACCCCCUCUGUUCGAUCAGUGCGACAAGUUCCUUCUACAGGAUCACAGAUGUUUUCGAAUGCCUAUUCAAAUGCGGCAGCAAUUCCUCAAGGGUGCACUUCAAUACCGUUGCCUAAUCGCCUGUUAAGGACAUUGAAUCAACCCGGAGGUUCUGGUAGCCAUCCGACUGAGCACGCCCCUAGGAUCAAUUCAGAUGGGAUGAAUAAGCCACGCAAUGCAACAGCAAGUCCACAAAGAAGAUUGAUAUCAUCUAAUCAAUCAAGAAUAGCUGCUUCACAUCAAACAAGGAUAGGCGCCUUGGAAAAGCAACCCCAGAACAUGGAUAUUCAACCGCCAGAUGAGAUACAUAAGAUGCAUGUAACCCCAGCGAAGCUACCUAUGUUAACAAGGAGCAUGUCUACACCCAGAUUACAGGAAUCUCCUUCUUCACUCUCACGCAAGGUGUCGUCUAUGUCCAGAAAGGUUAAAGAGACGCUGGGGAAAGUGAUGACAGGCCGUGCGAGAAGAGUACCUAAAGAACCAUCCUUGUCGCAUGCUACUGUAUUGAAGAAAGAUACACUGGAUUCAAAUAGGUCUGUGGCAGAGCUUAAUGUGCCCGAUAGAAUGAGGUCCAACAUGCCAUUGAUAUCGGUUAAGGUUAACGACGAGGUCUGUACUGUCGGUGAAGUUUUUCGACUUAGAGGACCCUCCCCAUCCUCUAAAAUAGAUCAAAGGCAAGCUCCUAGUCUAAUGAGGAGCAAGAGUACACACUCUGGAGUUCCAGGAUUACCAAGAGCUGCCGAUGCAGAAGUUGCAAGAGAUACUGCACCCUCUCAAUCUGUCGCAUCCUCACAGUCUCUUCGAAAACCAAGUGGUUUGCGAAAGCCGUCACCCAAGCUAGGCUUUUUUGACACGGGAAGAGUUUCGUCUGGUCCGUAAGAAGCAUCUUACACUUCUCAGCCGGUCCAAGGUACUCCGCAUGCGAGGUCAGGAAGCUUUCGGUAAGUGCGAAAAUCCCGUGUUGCUGAAUUAUAUGGUCGUUGUUUCAUGAAUCAAUGGUAUAUCAUUUAAUGUUGCAGACCUUUGAAAACCCUGCAUGAUCCUCUGGCUUUGUUUGGUCCAUUGAAUUCUCUCAUAUGUUCAGGAUCCGAAGCAUGUGCAAACAUUGUGUCAGGUUGACUGGACCAAGAUAAAGUUCAAAACCUCCGGGCUUUCAACCUCAUGAUCAUCGCAGUUGAUUUCCAAUCAAAUACUUGCUUCAGUGCAGAAGUCAACAACUAGUUGACGCAUCACACAUUUAUGACUCUAUUUCACCACAUUUGGGACGGAUAGUCUCAUCCAGCCUUCCUCUCAGCGAUGUACGCUACUUUGUCCAUCCUAGACCUAACUUCCCAUACUGGCAGAUUUUGGGACCUGCAAUGUAUAUCAUUUUUAAGUAAAGUGAGGCCCUCAUACUUUAGUUCUAUUAAAAA